Molecule: messenger RNA, 339 nt
Organism: Guyanagaster necrorhizus
Lineage: Eukaryota; Fungi; Basidiomycota; Agaricomycetes; Agaricales; Physalacriaceae
Exons: 4
Coding region: 1-339 (112 amino acids)
Source: RefSeq, a predicted model, not a curated record
AUGCGGAAACAGGUUUUGCGCCGCGAAGGCUUCCGAUGUCCUCUAACCGGUGUCGCCGAGAGUGGACACGAUCUUUUGCCUCCUGAACGCACCAAACUCCUCUGCGCCCUUUCUGUUGACUUCGUCUGCAAGCCAAACUACUUCGGUCAGGUGACGUGGGAUAUUUUACGGAAUUACAUGGCAGCGCCACCAGAGGAACUUAAUGAUCCAUCAAAUUGGAUCGCAUUUGAGACGAACAUACACACCCACUUUGAUACUUUCCGACUAUCAUUGAAGAAAACAGAGCGUAACGAUCUAUGGGAUACCGUUGGAAGACUUGUGGCCUCGACGUAUUUCUGA